UGGGGCCGUGCGGAGGCGUCGAUCCACACCUACGGGCGCGAGUCGUUCCGCGAGGUGGGCAACGCUUUCCUCCUCUCCGGCGGCAGCGAGGGCAUCGUCGCCGACGGGGUCGAUCUCGCCGCCCCCGCCUCCUCCUUCAUCAAGUAAGGCCAGGGGUGUGUGCUUUUCUGUGUGACGCGUUGCGUUUGGACGGGCUGUGAAUAGCGGCUCUAUCAUUGCUUUGCUUGCUCACUAACAUUUAAUUCGAGUUUGACGUGGUUUCUCGUGGAUUAAGCAUUUUAGCUUGCUCCCAUGCGCCUCAAAGAAAUUUUGGAUUGCUAACAGUUCAAGCUGCAUGCCUGCAACCCACAUUCUUCCCACCCAUUGUAAUUUUCAGUUCAUUAUGCACAAAAUUCGAGAGUUGUUGAUGCGUAUGUUGGCCUGUGUCGUAUUUGAGAUGAUGUUGGUGAGAUGAACAUGAUGAAGUAUUCACUUUUACUGACAGUUUUCUUUCUGUUUCAGUGUUUUAACUCUUUUGUUCACUGGAUUACCAAUAUGCUUGUAAACUGCUUUGAAACUUGUAGAUGUUUGUGAAUGUUACUUUCUGGAGGAACGCAGAAUCAGCAGAAUCACAUGCAAAAAUGGCACAUAGUACAGGCUUGGUGCAAGCUAUUUUAUUUGAAGCAGCUGACAGGGAUAACAUUGGGGGUUCUGCCUAUGGUGGACAGAGGUCCAUUUGUUGCACCCCUGACCUUGCUAAACUAGAGGGCUGCAAACAAGGUGAAGUAAUCAGGAGGCCAUCUUCUGAUGACCCAGCUUGGCCUGUCGUGGUAGAUACACACUUCAGUGCUAAUCACCUUUCAGUGAAGUUGGAUGAUGAGGAAGUUCACAUUACAAAGACAGGCAUGUACAACUUGUUCUUCAUUUCUUGUGAUCCAAAACUAAGGGGCCUUGCUAUGAGUGGGAAGACAAUCUGGAGAAAUCCUGGGGGGUACCUACCGGGACGAAUGGCACCUCUGAUGAGAUUUUAUGUUUUCAUGUCGCUGGCUUAUCUGUUAGUCAUGGUUGUCUGGUUUAGCAAUUACAUAAGGUUUUGGAGGGAUAUACUGCCAAUACAGAAUUGGAUCACACUAGUAAUUGCUCUUGGACUGUUUGAGAUGACACUAUGGUACUUUGAGUACUUAAACUUCAACAGCAGCGGUGUACGACCUGUCGGAAUUACAACUUGGGUUGUAACUGUUGGCGCUAUCAGAAAAACAAUUUCCCGUCUACUGAUCCUUUCUAUAUCCAUGGGAUACGGUGUUGUUCGCCCAACUCUAGGAGGGCUCACCUCUAAGGUUUUACUCCUUGGGCUUACAUAUUUCCUGGCUUCUGAAUUACUGGAUAUUUCAGAAAAUGUUGGAACAAUUAAUGACAUCUCAGGCAAAGCAAAGCUUUUCCUUGUCCUUCCUGAUGCAUUUUUGGAUGCUUUUCUCAUACUUUGGAUUUUCACUUCUCUUUCCCGCACUCUCGAGAAAUUACAGGCAAGGAGGAGUUCUGUGAAAUUGGAUAUAUACAGAAAGUUCACAAAUGCACUGGCGGUCUCUGUCAUAGCUUCAGUUGUCUGGAUUGGCUAUGAGGUCUAUUUCAAAGCAACAGAUCCCUUUAGUGAGAGAUGGCAGAGUGCCUGGAUCAUAACAGCCUUCUGGGACGUUCUUGCAUUUGUUUUGCUUAUUGUGAUAUGUUAUUUGUGGGCACCUUCCCAAAGCUCACAAAGAUAUGCAUAUUCAGGCGAAACUGUCGACGAUGACGAUGAUGAGGCUCAGUCUCUGACAAAAGGGUCUGAUGGUGAUGUGGGGAUGGUAAAGAUCGACAAAGACAGAAAUGCUGGUGUUAGCAGUGCUUUCAGCUUGGAAGAUGAUGAGGCUGAAGAGGACAAAAGAGAAUAGUAUUUCUUCCCUUGUUCCUUGUGCCCAGGUACCCCAGAAGCAAGUGGUUUGUUGGAGCGAGAAUGUUCCAUGGGUUCGAGUGUUUUUUUGGUGAUUCGAUGUCCUCUGAUGUUCCUACCUUAGACAGGUUUUGUUGUAGAAGCGUGUGAUUUUUACCCACACCGUGGAAGUGUGAUGACCCGUAUGGGGUGUGGGUCGGUGCUUGACUUUGAAGUGCCAGUGUGACAUUGCCCUCGUCUCGAGAAGGAACCCCAUACCAGAUUGGCGCUGAUGGGAACCGCUGAGGAGCCCCAUCCCAGGUUGGCGCCGAUGGGAACAGCUGGCGAAGCACCUCGUUGUCUUCGGGAGUGAAGACCAGUGUACUGUGAGUUGGACCAUGGCGGAGGUGCCCCUCUUGACCAUACGGUGAUUCAAAAUCGCCUCCCUAAGCAGGCUAGUUUCUGUCAAAUCAGGUGCCCGUGGAAGCUCGGAGAAGACGAGCGUGUAAUCAGGCGCGAAUGCUGGGAGACAGAAUACCAGGUGGAUACGGCUUUCCCGUGGCAGUGUUAGCUUGUACACCAGAUUUCCCACCUUCUGCUCGAUUUCUGGUGGCAGUGCGAGCUUGUACGCCAGACUUCACCUUCUGCUCGACGCCCGGGUGGUUCGUUUACCGUGGACUGGACGUACGACUGCAGCUAUGAGGACACGAUCCCCACGGCAUAUGUUGAGGUGGACAUUUUCAUGUGCAUGAAUGCAUGUUGUGGUGGGCCUUUUGCCAUGCAUGUUGCUUGAUGAUGUGGCAUACUUGCAUGUUGAGAGAAAUAUGUUAGUGAGGGUUAGCUAUUUAGAUAUAGAAGAUUCUUUGAUAAUUAACCCCCUCCCCAGCUUCUCCCAGAAUUGCCACUAUAUUUUCUUACAAUUCCUGGCUAAUUAGAUCUUAACUAGCUAGAAAUUGUAAAAAAAGAUGAAGUGGCAAUUCUGGAAGAAGCUGGGGAGGGGGUCAAUUCUUGGAGAAUUGCCCAAAAGAACUGGCCCUAAGGGUUGUUUGGUAGCAUGCAUAGUGUAUAGGCCAAAAAGUUCCCUA
Messenger RNA from Triticum dicoccoides, 2970 nucleotides. Its product is annotated as transmembrane protein 87B-like. The transcript has 5 exons. Gene Ontology annotation, biological process: transport. Gene Ontology annotation, cellular component: Golgi apparatus; membrane. NCBI's taxonomy places the organism in Eukaryota, Viridiplantae, Streptophyta, Magnoliopsida, Poales, Poaceae. The coding region runs from base 564 to 1907 and encodes 447 amino acids. The record is from RefSeq and is a predicted model, not a curated record.